GCCGCGGCCGCCCCCCGCCCCGGAAGGACAAGUGAGCUCUGGGAAUAUGGCAGCGGCGGCGGGAGCCGCGGCGGUGGCCGCUGCCCCGGUGUGUGUGCUAGUGCUGGGUAUGGCCGGCUCCGGAAAAACCACCUUCGUGCAGCGCCUGGCCGCCCACCUGCACGGGCAGCGCUGCCCCCCGUACGUGAUCAACCUGGACCCUGCCGUGCACAGCCUGCCCUUCCCCGCCAACAUCGAUAUCAGGGACACUGUGAAGUACAAAGAAGUCAUGAAACAAUAUGGUCUGGGCCCAAACGGCGGAAUAGUGACCUCUCUCAAUCUCUUUGCUACAAGAUUUGACCAGGUGAUGAAGUUCAUUGAAAAAAGACAAAAUGCAUCCAAGUAUGUUAUUAUUGACACACCAGGGCAAAUUGAGGUAUUUACUUGGUCAGCAUCAGGAACCAUCAUAACUGAGGCCUUGGCCUCCUCUUUCCCUUCGGUUGUUGUCUAUGUGAUGGACACCUCUCGCAGUACUAACCCUGUCACUUUUAUGUCCAACAUGCUCUAUGCCUGCAGUAUCCUGUACAAGACAAAGCUACCUUUCAUUGUAGUUAUGAACAAAACUGACAUAAUCGACCACAGUUUCGCAGUGGAAUGGAUGCAGGACUUUGAGACUUUUCAGGAUGCCCUGAAUCAAGAGACCUCCUAUGUCAGUAACCUGACUCGUUCCAUGAGUUUAGUGUUGGAUGAAUUUUACAGUUCACUGAAGGUGGUUGGUGUUUCUGCGGUGCUCGGCACAGGACUGGAUGAGUUUUUUAUCCAGCUUUCUAAAGCUGUAGAUGAGUACGAGAGAGAGUAUCGUCCAGAAUAUGAACGCCUGAGAAAAACACUAGAGGAAGCUCAAGAGAAACAGAAGAGAGAGCAGCUGGAACACUUGUGGAAGGACAUGGGCAGUGUGUGUGUGCAGGGCAGCACACUGGCAGGACUUGAUGAUGCUUCUGCAAUGGGUCCCUCUGAGCUAAUCCUUACACGAGGAACUCUCAAUGAAGAGGAAGAGAGAGAGAGUGAUACUGACGACAUUGACCAUGAAGUGACUGAGGAGAGUCAUGAAGAACCAGCCUUCAGAAACUUCAUGCAAGACGUGCGGAUGAAAUGCCAGAGAAAAAGCAACCUGAAUGAAUGAGACCUUCACAAACAGAACGUUUGGAAGGAACAGCAUAAAGAAACUUGCAUGAAACCAUGCGUGAAGACUUUUAUUUGGGAACUGCUUCCUCUGAUAGAUUUUUAUUUCUCUUUUUGAGAAACUGUUGGUCAUGUGAGUUAAAGAUCUUGGAGCCAACUGACUGCACAGUUCAUCAUCUGCUGCUGUGGCUUCCUGAAGCUGAGGGAAUCAGAUAGCAGUUUCUUUUCCUCCAGAUUCUUCAGAUCUAUCUGUUGAGAGCUUAGAUUUUGAGCAUCAUUAAUAUCUGCAGCACUAACUGGUCCCCAGAAACGUGUUUGUUUGCUUGUGCAGCCAGGGCACAAGUGAUGCUGUACUGAACUUUAUCAAUCUACUUUGAUGGUUUGGUUUGUAUUAAAUAUAUUUUAUGUACUAACAAA
This is a messenger RNA of Taeniopygia guttata (zebra finch), 1578 nucleotides long. It is a transcript of the gene GPN1, whose product is annotated as GPN-loop GTPase 1. Lineage: Eukaryota; Metazoa; Chordata; Aves; Passeriformes; Estrildidae. The record is from RefSeq and is a predicted model, not a curated record. Gene Ontology annotation, molecular function: ATP hydrolysis activity; GTPase activity.